AUGCAGGCAGCAGGCAAGCAAGCACACAAGCAAACCACAAGCACGCCCGCCCUUUCCUCCUCACCUUCUCUUCGUCCCAUUCGCCGACCCUCCUGCUCGGGAAAAGAUAGCUCCCCAAUCCCGCAGGUUGGCGCAUAUGUCCUACGGGAACUAUUGCUCACGCGCAGCAUCAGCAAGCCAGAAAUAGAUGACACACCAUGA
Molecule: messenger RNA, 201 nt
Organism: Colletotrichum siamense
Lineage: Eukaryota; Fungi; Ascomycota; Sordariomycetes; Glomerellales; Glomerellaceae
Exons: 2
Coding region: 1-201 (66 amino acids)
Source: RefSeq, a predicted model, not a curated record